CCAGGUGUCCCGCCGGGCGGUGCGGAGUCUCCAGCUCAGGCCGGCGGAGCUGUCAUGCUGCCCAAAGUCGAGACUGAAUCCCUGGGACUCUCUCGAUCGCAUGGGGAACAGGGGCACAUGCCAAGAAACAUGCAAGCCCCCCAGUUUAAAAUGAUGGACUACUCCUAUGACGAGGACCUGGACGAGAUGUGUCCCGUGUGCGGAGACAAGGUUUCUGGAUACCACUACGGACUCCUGACCUGCGAAAGCUGCAAGGGCUUCUUCAAGCGCACCGUCCAGAACAACAAGCGCUACACGUGUAUAGAGAACCAGAGCUGCCAAAUUGACAAGACCCAGAGGAAGCGCUGCCCCUACUGCCGCUUCCAAAAGUGCCUCACUGUCGGCAUGAAGCUAGAAGCUGUGCGUGCGGACCGCAUGCGUGGUGGCCGCAACAAAUUCGGCCCAAUGUACAAGCGUGACCGGGCCCUCAAGCAGCAGAAGAAGGCACUGAUUCGUGCCAAUGGCCUGAAGAUCGAGGCCAUGAGCCAGGUGAUGCAGACCGUGCCCACCGACCUCACCAUCUCCUCGGCCAUCCAGAACAUCCACUCGGCCGCCUCCAAGGGUCUUCCGCUGAGCCACCAUGCCGGUCAUCACGCUGGCCACCACCACCACCAUCACCACCACCACCACGCCACUGCCCUGCCCCCCACAGACUAUGACCGCAGCCCUUUUGUUACGUCGCCAGUCAGCAUGGCCAUGCCCCCGCACGCCGGCAGCCUGCAGGGCUACCAGGCGGCCUAUGGACACUUCCAGGGCACGCGCACCAUCAAGUCCGAGUACCCAGACCCGUACACCAGCUCGCCGGAGUCCAUCAUGGGCUACCCCUACGUGGAUGCCUACCAGUCAGGUUCGCCGCCCAGCUUCCCGCACCUGAUCGUGGAGCUGCUCAAGUGCGAGCCUGAUGAGCCGCAGGUUCAGGCCAAGAUCCUAGCCUACCUGCAGCAGGAGCAGGCCAGCCGGGGCAAGCACGAGAAGCUCAACACCUUUGGCCUCAUGUGCAAGAUGGCCGACCAGACGCUCUUCUCCAUCGUGGAGUGGGCACGCAGCAGCAUCUUCUUCCGUGAGCUCAAGGUGGACGACCAGAUGAAGCUGCUGCAGAACUGCUGGAGCGAGCUCCUCAUCCUCGACCACAUCUUCCGACAGGUGGUGCACGCCAAGGAAGGCUCCAUCCUAUUGGUCACUGGUCAGCAGGUGGACUAUGCGGUGAUCGCUUCGCAGGCAGGGGCCACCCUCAACAACCUGCUGAGCCACGCCCAGGAGCUGGUGGCCAAGCUGCGCUCGCUGCAGCUGGACCAGCGGGAGUUCGUCUGCCUCAAGUUCCUGGUCCUCUUCAGCCUGGAUGUGAAGAACCUCGAGAACUUCCACCUGGUAGAGAGCGUCCAGGAGCAGGUGAACGCGGCGCUCUUGGAUUACGUCAUGUGUAACUACCCGCAGCAGACGGACAAGUUCGGCCAGCUGCUCCUGCGGCUCCCUGAGAUCCGAGCCAUCAGCCUCCAGGCCGAAGAAUACCUUUACUACAAACACCUGAACGGAGACGUGCCCUGCAACAACCUGCUCAUCGAGAUGCUGCACGCCAAGAGAGCUUAGGGAGGGACCGCGCUACCCACAGUGCAUCUGUGCGUGGGGAUCCCCGAGAUUCUCUCCACAGCCCCCGAAACUACCACUCAACGUUUCACUAAGCCCCGCCCCAGAGGGAGGCUGAUUCAGCGAUGGUUAGACUCUCUCCUUAAUUUUCAACUCAUUUUGUCAGUCACUUGAAGUACAGAUUAGGACAAAUACAUACAAGUAGACAUACAAAUCACUACCACACACACACACACACACACACACACACACCAUAUAAAUCCCUUUACUCUGAGAAAAGAAGGUUUUCCUCAACCAUGUGGGAUCUCAGAAAAAGACAACACUGACAGGUUGAAGGUAAAAAGAAACGUUUGCAUUUGACUGCACAAACACAGACUAUCAAGGUGAUGCAAAGACUGGCAGGCUGUGACUGAGAGGAUUUUACUGCCGGUGACACUGUGAGAGGCUUUCUGUGCCCUGAAAGGAAGCUCUGGACCGCCACCCGUCGCAGAGGAGGGACGGCUAGCGAGAGCAGGGGCUUGUGAGCUCUCACUGCAGCCGGCUUUCAGCUGUCUGUUGGUACUGGAAAGACGAGAGGACACGCAGCCAGCCGGGCCGGACGCUCUGAAGGCACACAACACAGCCACCGAGGCAGCUUGGCCCAAUUUGAAAAGGGAGAAGUGACAUUAAAAAAGAUCCUGGCUUUGUGCAGAACGCUGGCACCUCCUCACAAAACAAACUUCAGUUAACAAAAAAACAGAACAAAACAAACAAACAAAAAAGGACAAAUAAGGAGAAAAAUGACAAAACACUUUAUUAUUUCCUCCUCAUGGUCACCUUGUGGUUCCUCUUUCUUAUUCCACCCCAAACAUCUUUCACUGUGUACCUCAGAAAGACCAGACUUAGAUGAAUUCAGUGAAUAUUGUCAGUUGAAUCAGAUGUAUUUAUGACACAUUUUUUUCCUGCAAAGAAAAAAAAAAAAAAAAGAACCAAACACCCUCCCUUUUCUUAAAACUGGAACAAAACCGUGUGUUUCUGGAGCCGGAGCCGGAUCGCCCCCCCACCUUUUGUCUGGACAGACCAAAGCCUGCUGCAGAACACAAGAAGGAAAUAAACCUUAACUAUCAGUAUUAUAAGAGAGAGAGAGAAAAAAAAGAUUUCUGAUGUCACAGUUAUGUGAGUCUUGCCUUAUUUCAUUACCAUGCUAGCUAACCGUGCAGAUGUGAAUGAAAAUAUGUACAAAUAUAUAUAUGAAGUAUUACUGUUGUAAAAAAUUUAACGAAAAAAAUAGAAUAAUUCAAAGAGGUGUUUACAUUCAUGUGGUCAUAUGGGAGAGAACUGUGAUGAAGCAUAAAUUGCAAAGCAAUGAUUUC
This is a messenger RNA of Myripristis murdjan (pinecone soldierfish), 2975 nucleotides long. RefSeq names its product nuclear receptor subfamily 5, group A, member 2 (gene nr5a2). Gene Ontology annotation, molecular function: RNA polymerase II cis-regulatory region sequence-specific DNA binding; nuclear receptor activity; zinc ion binding. The transcript has 7 exons. Gene Ontology annotation, cellular component: RNA polymerase II transcription regulator complex. The record is from RefSeq and is a predicted model, not a curated record. The coding region runs from base 55 to 1626 and encodes 523 amino acids. Gene Ontology annotation, biological process: hormone-mediated signaling pathway; regulation of transcription by RNA polymerase II; tissue development. NCBI's taxonomy places the organism in Eukaryota, Metazoa, Chordata, Actinopteri, Holocentriformes, Holocentridae.